AGUUGACGUCGCUAACGCAACAUAAAAAACCUUAAAACUAGCAGCGGCCAACAACAACGGCCGGGUUCUAAAAAAUACCAAAACUUAAAUCAAAAACGUGGCAUUUAAAAGCGGAUCUUAAUUAGAUUGAAAUCAAUGUUUUAUACUUUUAUUGAAUAAAAACAAACAAACAAACAGAAAUAACACAAUGUUAGUGCAAUUUUAUCAAAGAUGGCUAAUAAGCCUGUUCUUUUUAAUGGUUUUACCCACCUUAUGUUUGGGUCUUCUGGAUGGCUUGUAUUGUGGCAAACAAAACUGUUAUGAUGUCUUGGGUGUGACGCGUGAUAACACCAAAUCGGAAAUUGGCAAAGCCUACCGUCUGUUGGCCAGAAAACAUCAUCCCGAUUUACAUCGUACGGAGGAGGCAAAAAAAGAGGCUGAAACACAAUUCAAAUUGAUAGCUACCGCUUAUGAAAUUUUGAAGGAUGAAGAAUCACGCAAUGACUACGACUACAUGUUGGAUAAUCCCGAUGAGUACUAUGCCCAUUACUACCGUUACUAUAGAAGAAGAGUCGCACCCAAGGUGGAUGUACGUCUUGUCAUCAUUGCUACACUCACCAUCAUUUCCAUCAUACAAUACUACUCGGGCUGCCAGCGUUACGAUUCGGCCAUUAAAUACUUUGCCACUAUUCCUAAAUACCGCAACAAGGCUUUAGAAAUAGCCAAGGAUGAGAUCAAUGAGAAAAUCAACAAUAAAAAGGGCAAGAAUCGUCUAUCCAAGGCGGAGCAAAGAGAAGAAUUGGAAAAUAUUAUACGCAGAGUGGUGGAGGAGAAAAUGGAUGUUAAGGGAGCAUACGCGAAACCAUCUGUGUGGGAUGUGUUAUGGGUGCAAAUCAUUAUCUCACCUUAUACGCUGGUAAGAUGGCUAUGUUGGCAGGCUAAUUGGUUUUGGAAAUUCAACAUUUGCAAACAGCCCUACGGCCGUGAGGAACAAUUGUAUUUAAUACGUCGUUUUAUGAAAAUGGGGCAACAUCAAUUCGAUGCCCAGGAGGAUCAUCAAAUUGAGGACUAUUUGCAUUUGGAAUUGUGGCAAAAGGAGAACUUUGAUGUGUGGAAAUUGGAGCAAGAGGAAGAAACAAAAAAGAAAAUGGCUGAAAAUCCCCGCUACAAGGCCUAUCGUCGUUAUAUGAAAAAUCAUGGUCCUGGACGUAUGACCUUCGAAGAUUAGUUAAGCUGUUUGAAUAGACGAAUUUUAUUUAUAAUUUUUAAUUUAAUUAAAGUUUAUUUUUUU
Molecule: messenger RNA, 1270 nt
Organism: Calliphora vicina (urban bluebottle blowfly)
Lineage: Eukaryota; Metazoa; Arthropoda; Insecta; Diptera; Calliphoridae
Product: dnaJ homolog subfamily C member 25 homolog
Exons: 1
Coding region: 188-1207 (339 amino acids)
Biological process (GO): protein folding
Cellular component (GO): endoplasmic reticulum membrane
Source: RefSeq, a predicted model, not a curated record